This is a messenger RNA of Rhinichthys klamathensis goyatoka, 2720 nucleotides long. It is a transcript of the gene etaa1b, whose product is annotated as ETAA1 activator of ATR kinase b. The transcript is spliced from 6 exons. Lineage: Eukaryota; Metazoa; Chordata; Actinopteri; Cypriniformes; Leuciscidae. The record is from RefSeq and is a predicted model, not a curated record. Bases 163 to 2175 code for a protein of 670 amino acids.
CGUGUAAACGUACAGAAAACAUGGCGACGAUGUAGGAGAGCACUCUUACCUGAGUAGCCAAACACUUUUAGUGUUUAAACCAAAUAUCGCAAACGUUUUGCAGCUAUUUCAAACAAGUUAUGACUACUGAAGCUGUAUUGUUCAUAUUAGUUCAAAUAAACCAUGACCGACAAGAGAAACAUCACUGCGCGACAUAUAUCAGAUGCGAGAGAAAAUCAGAGCAGAACUCUCAAACUUUCCCAGAGGAAAAUGAAAACAAAGACUGGAAUGAUCGGACUCAAAAAGUCACAGUCUCCGUCGUAUCACACUUCAUACAGCUGUCGCAAAGAUUUUACAACCCCAAAACGUCGACCAAGAAUCAGAUUCAACGGUUGUUACAGCGGAGAUUCGCCUAAUGAGACUGAAUCCCCGCAAGACAUCAUCUGGGAUCCCAACUCACCCACGCAAAACGUGAAUGGCAAAGGAAAUGCGAAAGUCAUUGAGAUAUCGGAAAUUGUCAAUAGGAUUGCACCAAAAGUUGAGAAGUCUAAAGAAAGGGACUCGGUGCUCCAGUGGAUUGGAGACAGUGCCAUACCCUGCACUCCAGAGAUCAGACAGCCCAGAGUCAGGAGAAUCUCAGCACGGCAGAGCAGUGUUGAGGACCUUAAGAAACUUGCCAAGCAGUUUGACAUCAAUAUGACUCGUCAGGACAAAGAGAAACAACAGGAGAGCACCGAAAAAAGAAAUAAACUCAAUAAACUACAAAGUGAUGGUACAGCGACAACAGAAAAAUCAACAUCCAUCCCGGUCUCGUUGGAACAACGAACUGGCUGCUCAUCUCUAGCCCACCAGGAAGAGGAAGAGCUUCAUGCGCUGUUUGAUGGUCCCACUCAGCACGUAAGUGGGAGACUGAGCCCGCCAUCAGCAAACUGCACACCAGAAAGCAGUGCUGAACCUGUAGCUCAGGCUGGACAGAGCUCAAGUUCUGCAGCAAUCAAGAAUGCUCCUGUGGACGCACCUAAAGCUACUGAGGCGAAGUUUGAUGAUGACUGGGAAAAUGAUGACCUUCUGAAUGACACAUUUAUGCUGGAAAUGACACAGAACCCAGUGUCUUUGAAUGUAGCUCAGAAACCGAGCACUGCUCAGCCCAAGUCUUGCUCUAAGAAAUGUAAUUUUGAGGCCAAGGUUAAUCCCUCUGUAUCUAAUGGCAGAAACAUCUGUUUUGAAACUCAACAGAGCACCAGCAAAAGCAGCACCUUUACCAAGACACUCCCUGAUGUCAAAACGUCUAAUCGAAGCACUUUUAGUUUGAAGCCACCUGCUUCUGUCCAGAAUCAUACUACUGAGAAGCUGCUAAAGACUUCUUCACCUGUGAAUCAAGAAAAACCGCAAACACAGCCAUCCCAGGGUACAAAACAAGUAGAGCUUGAUGGAAUGACCAAAGAUGGUGGAGUUUCAAGUCAGUCCUCUUCUGUUCAGUUUGAUGGGGUUUCAGAGGAGGACAUGAAGUCUCUGUUUGAUUCCGAUAGUCUGUGGAAUGACGAAGACGACGAUGAUCUCCUUUUUCAGGCUUGCGAUGAUGUGGAAAAGUUAUCGGCCAGUCAAGAACAGCAAAGACGCAGCGAAAAGUACAAAAAUCUUGCACGUGACAAAUCAAGAAGCUUUGCAUCUAAAGCACCUUCCUCUUCUGACACCAUUUGUUCUCAGGACAUGGGCAUCAACAGCAGGGGCCAACCACAAGAACCCACAAAAUCCACACGCGUAUUUGCUCGCUCAAACUCAGUACCGUGUACAAGUGGCAGCUCUGGAUUUAAACAGGGCUACGGUGUGUUACCGACAACUAAAAGUUCCAGCUCUGUAUUAGGGAGUCAUAGUGCUCAGCACUAUGGACAUGCACAAAACAAACCGAAUCAAGUGAAAAGUGCCUUAGGAUCCAGGCCUGGUUCUGCCGGAUCCAUCGACACCUCAAAGACUGUUAUGCCACACAGCGCAACAGUAGGGAAUACUUCUAACUCCUGCCAUUACACGUUCAAAAGACAUCUGUCUGACUCCAUGACACUAACCAACAAAGUUUUUAUUUCAUCCCAUACGACAGCCAAAUGUUCAGCUGCCGAGAUUGAGAGGAAGAAACAGGAAGCGAUUGCGAGAAGGAGAUUACGGAUGCAGGCUAGUCAAAAAGAUGGAACCCCGACAUAGGACACCACAGGGAAGCUUGGACUGUACUGAAUGUCAGGGAUGUUCUGGCCUGUAAAGAACUAAAUUAUGUAAUUAUGACACAGUAAUGGUAGCAAUGAAGCCUGGGAAGCAUAUAGCCUGGAGAUCAUAUUUCAGUCCUUCAAAUCCUAAUUUAGAGUUGAACACUAAUUUGUCUCUUUGAAGGAAAUGUUACUUGAAGAUUUCUCAUGCUUUUCUGAAUAAUGUACUGCAGUGUCAUAUCUGUCUAACUGCCAAACUAAAUGGCUAGAGUUACAAGAGAAAGCGAUUUCUCGCACAUUACGGUUCCGUUAUUACAACCCAGUAUUGUCAGUAAAAUUUAUGGCUGAUGUCUGCAAGUCCUCACACUUUUUUUUUCUUUUUUUUCAAAAUUUGAUGAAGCAUUUCUAACCAUGUGUCAUCUGAAUCGUGAAAGAAAAGAAACAGACUUUGGAUUAUGCCUCAUUAAAUGCUGUUACAAAUGUAAGGUCACUUUCCAUUGGUCAGUAUUAGGUCUAGUUAUUAAUGGGGAAAAAAAUACUUGAAUU